AUGCUGCACGGUCUCUACGGUUACAUCUUCGGCGCUGAAGAUUCCAACGAUUCCCAGGCUUCCAAUGACAGCGAGACGUCGUCGUUGGGUCCGGCCGGGAAGGUGACCGAGGACGACUGGUGCCUGGUUGACGAUGCGGCAUCUGGUCGCAGUUCUCCGGAAUUGAUCCCCAACCCGGAGCUGCGUGACAUCGACCAGCUGUCGUUCGCAUCGAAAAAGGUGAAGUCAGCGCCACCACCUACGGCCGAAGAAAUUCGACGAAGCGAAGAAUUACGGCAGGCGAAAGCCGCCAGUGCGCAUCGACUCCAAUUGGAACGAGUG
Messenger RNA from Ostertagia ostertagi, 321 nucleotides. Lineage: Eukaryota; Metazoa; Nematoda; Chromadorea; Rhabditida; Trichostrongylidae. The record is from the annotation of a GenBank genome assembly.